CGCCCGGCGGCACCCCGAGCUGCAGCCCGUCGCCUGCGGCGGAGCCAGCGCCUCCGAGGGGCGCCGGCCGCGGCCGCAGCGAUGACCCUCCGCCGGCUCCGGAAGCCGCCGCCGAAGGAGGAGGCGGCCGCCGCCCCCGGCCCCGCCGCCCGGGCGCCCGCCCCCGGAGGGGCCCCGGCGCGGCCCCCGGCCUCGGGCGCCCCCGCAGCCGCCGCCGGCGCCGGGCCCGCGGGGGACGCGCUGUACGCGGCGCUGGAGGACGUCCACCCCGCCGAGCUGUACCGCGCGCUCGCCGUGUCGGGGGGCACCCUGCCCCGCCGGAAGGGUUCAGGAUUCCGCUGGAAGAAUCUCAGCCAGAGUCCUGAGCAGCAGCGGAAAGUGCUGACUCUGAAGAAGGAGGAAAACCAGACCUUCGGCUUUGAGAUCCAGACCUACGGCCUUCACCACCGGGAGGAGCAGCGAGUGGAGAUGGUGACUUUUGUCUGCCGGGUUCAUGAGGCGAGCCCUGCCCAGCUGGCUGGGCUCACGCCAGGGGACACCAUCGCCAGUGUCAACGGCCUGAACGUGGAAGGCAUCCGUCACCGAGAGAUCGUGGACAUCAUCAAGGCAUCCGGCAACAUUCUCAGGCUGGAAACUCUGUAUGGAACUUCCAUUCGGAAGGCGGAACUGGAGGCUCGCCUGCAGUACCUGAAGCAAACCCUGUAUGAGAAGUGGGGAGAAUACAGGUCCCUGAUGGUGCAGGAGCAGCGGCUGGUGCACGGCCUCGUGGUGAAGGACCCCAGCAUCUACGACACGUUGGAGUCGGUGCGCUCGUGCCUGUACGGGGCCGGCCUGCUCCCCGGCUCCCUGCCCUUCGGACCGCUGCUGGCCGCGCCCGGGGCCCCCCGCGGGGGCUCGCGGCCGGCUGGGGGCGACCCCGAGGACGCCGUCUACCACACGUGCUUCUUCGAGGGCGUCCCGCCGCCCCCGCCGCCGCCGCCGCCCCCCGCCCGCGCGCCGGGCCCGGGCCCCGGCCCCAUCGAGGCGCCGGCCCCGGGGCUGCGGGCCGGGCUGAGCCGCAGCGCCAGCGUGCGGUGCCCGGGCCCCGGCGGCGGCGGCGGCGGCGGCGCGCCCGGCGCGCUCUGGACUGAGGCCCGCGAGCAGGCGCUGUGCGGGCCCGGCCUGCGCAAGGCCAAGUACCGCAGCUUCCGCCGGCGGCUGCUCAAGUUCAUCCCCGGACUCAACCGCUCCCUGGAGGAGGAGGAGAGCCAGCUGUAGGGGGGGCGGGCGGGGUGGUAUUUAUUUAUUUAUUCGUUCCUGCCCGUGCGGAAAGCUAGGGGGCGCUGGCGAGGGAGAUGGGGGACCCCAGGAGCCCAGAGCAGCGGAAGAGGGUCCCUGCCAGCUCAGCGGGGCGCCUGGCUUGUUUGCCCAGCGGGGGACCCCGACCCAGAUGCCUUUCCUCCUUCUGCCCGCCCCCCUUCCCCCCCAGCCACCGUGGGAGCUGGCACAGGGAGAACCAGCCGGGCUCCAGGCUGGGAGAGGUUCGGGGGCCAUCCUCCAUCUGGUCACAGUGCCUUGUGGGGUGUCCCGGAAAGCUCCUCCUGAUGGGGGCCCAGCCCACGAAGCCUCCCCUCAGCUUUACUCGGCCCCUGGUCUUGGGGAGAAGAGGCUAUGGCCUGUGGCCCCCCCCCCUCUCCACACACACAGUUCCAGCUGAAGGGCCCCCUCACUCCGGCCUCAGCUGGAGGGCUCCGCAGUGCCCAGGGGCCUGUAACCAAGUUGGGGUCUCUGCCCCUUGGUGGGGGGUCAGAAGGAGCAUGUCCGGGUGGGGUGAGGGCAGGACUGGCGGUUCCACCGUGUUGCAUAUUGUUGCUUCUGAACCACAAACUGUAUAAAAUGUACGGUUUUU
Messenger RNA from Pipistrellus kuhlii (Kuhl's pipistrelle), 1888 nucleotides. It is a transcript of the gene TAMALIN, whose product is annotated as trafficking regulator and scaffold protein tamalin. The transcript has 8 exons. Gene Ontology annotation, molecular function: protein binding. Gene Ontology annotation, biological process: signal transduction. Bases 82 to 1257 code for a protein of 391 amino acids. Lineage: Eukaryota; Metazoa; Chordata; Mammalia; Chiroptera; Vespertilionidae. Gene Ontology annotation, cellular component: plasma membrane. The record is from RefSeq and is a predicted model, not a curated record.